UUCGUAAGCUUAUCAAAGCUUAUCACCAGCCACUUACAAGGGGAUCAAUACAACAAACUAGGAAGAUUUUACAAACAAACCAACAAACGUGUCGUAUGCAGUGAAGAGUACUCCAAAAAUUCAACUGGUGACUGGGCAAGUUUGUUGCUCUUGGCACUUGAGAUCCACUUGCAUUUCCCGCUCUCCAUCUUAUAUAAUCACAAUGCUUGGUCGUCUGAGAUUUGGACAACGGCUGCACCUCCUCAUGGCCCGCUCCGCCCACACAGAGCGCAAAGUGCAAGUGCCGGGAACCGGCGUUGACUUGCAUAUUGUGGAAAGUGGCAACGGACCACGCAGUCUGUUGCUAAUGCCCGGUGCUUUGGGCUCAGCCUGGACCGACUUUAGGCCACAAAUCGAACAGCUGCCCAAACUAUUGCCCGAACACACAAUCAUAGCCUGGGAUCCACCGGGCUAUGGCAAAUCUGUGCCGCCUAAGCGUGAAUUUGGUUUGGAAUUCUUUCGUAAUGAUGCCCAGGCGGCUGUUGACUUGAUGAAAGCACUCAAUCGUCCCAAAUUCUCGAUACUUGGUUGGAGUGAUGGCGGAAUUACAGCUCUCAUAGUAGCUGGACGCCAUCCUGAGGCUGUGGAGAAGUUGGCCAUUUGGGGAGCAGGCGCAUAUUUGAAUGCCGUCGAAGUGAAGGCUCUCAAGAAUAUUCGCGAUGUAGCCAAGUGGUCACCACGUAUGCGAGAGCCCAUGGAAAAGGUAUAUGGCGUAGAACGUUUCGCCCAGCUAUGGGCGGAAUGGGUAGACGCUGCCACUGCAUUUUAUGAUCAACGAGCAGGAGACUUUUGUCGCUCCGAAGUCGAACAGGUGAAGGCGCCCACGUUUAUUCUACAUGGCAAGAAGGAUCCCAUGAUAGCUGCCGAACAUAUUCCAUGGCUGAGAGAGCGUCUAACUCGGGCAAGAUAUCACGAAUUCCCCGAGGGCAAACACAAUAUACAUUUGCGUUAUGCCGAGGAGUUUAAUAAACUGGUGGCUGACUUUUUCAAUGAUAAGGCUAAAUGAAUCUAACAGGAACACAAUCAUAGUUUACGAUAUAAAUAUUAAAUUUAUUACUUCAUAAUCAUUUUA
Messenger RNA from Drosophila willistoni, 1111 nucleotides. Its product is annotated as valacyclovir hydrolase. Lineage: Eukaryota; Metazoa; Arthropoda; Insecta; Diptera; Drosophilidae. The coding region runs from base 203 to 1045 and encodes 280 amino acids. The record is from RefSeq and is a predicted model, not a curated record. The transcript has a single exon.